Molecule: messenger RNA, 909 nt
Organism: Aspergillus thermomutatus
Lineage: Eukaryota; Fungi; Ascomycota; Eurotiomycetes; Eurotiales; Aspergillaceae
Product: dihydrodipicolinate synthase family protein
Exons: 2
Coding region: 1-909 (302 amino acids)
Molecular function (GO): 4-hydroxy-tetrahydrodipicolinate synthase activity
Source: RefSeq, a predicted model, not a curated record
AUGGCUGCGUCUAACGGCCAUAGCAAUAACGGAAUCACUGAGGUCCUUAAGCCCGGUAUAUACGUGCCGACUAUCGCUUUCUUUGACGCAAACGACGUCAUCGACGUAGAUACAACUGCGAAACACUGCGUCCGUCUCGCCAAAUCUGGUGUGGCAGGGAUUGUCACACACGGUAGCAAUGGAGAAGCGGUUCACUUGAGCCACGAAGAGCGGAUGCUCAUCAAUCAGAGCACCCGCGAUGCACUUGACUUGGCUGGAUUCACGCAUAUGCCUUUAAUUGUGGGAUGCGGAGCACAAUCCACGCAUGAAACGAUCCAACUUUGCAAAGAAGCGGCCCAGACCGGAGGUAGUUAUGCUCUCGUGCUCCCGCCCGCAUACUACGGAUCACUUCUGUCAAAUCACGCUAUAAUACAACAUUUCAGGGAUGUCGCUGAUGCUUCGCCCAUUCCCAUUCUGAUUUACAACUUCCCCGGUGCCUGCAGCGGCCUUGACCUCAACUCCGAUGUGAUUUUGGCUCUUGCUGAGCAUCCACGGAUUGCCGGUGUGAAGCUGACGUGUGGUAAUACGGGCAAGCUUGCAAGGAUUGUGUCACAAGCUAGGCCCCUUUUCCGCACUAUGGGAGGUUCCGUGGACUUCACGCUCCAGGCUCUUGUGGUGGGCGGACAUGGUAUAAUCGGUGGACUCGCCAAUCUAUGCCCUCGUGCUUGCGCGAUUGUUGCUCGAGCCGACUGGAUUGCUAUCAAGGGAGGUUUUAUUGCCGUCAAGAGUGCGAUGAAUGCGUUUUACGGGUAUGGGGGUUUACCGCGGAAACCGUGUCAGGGUUUAGAAGGUGAGAAGCUAGCUCAGAUUGAAUCUGGCUUUUCGGAGGUGAUUCACCUGGAAAGGAAGCUGCAAAUGAUUACUGGUUAG